Phlebotomus papatasi is the source of this 2427-nucleotide messenger RNA. It is a transcript of the gene Ubqn, whose product is annotated as ubiquilin-1. Gene Ontology annotation, molecular function: polyubiquitin modification-dependent protein binding. The record is from RefSeq and is a predicted model, not a curated record. The transcript has 4 exons. NCBI's taxonomy places the organism in Eukaryota, Metazoa, Arthropoda, Insecta, Diptera, Psychodidae. Bases 1 to 1563 code for a protein of 520 amino acids. Gene Ontology annotation, cellular component: cytosol. Gene Ontology annotation, biological process: ubiquitin-dependent protein catabolic process.
AUGGCGGAGUGUAAGAAAAUUAAUGUAAUUGUGAAGACUCCCAAGGAGAAAAAGACCAUUGAGUGUGACGAAAAUGCUGAUAUCAAGGAGUUCAAAGCCCUCGUGGCUGAGAAAUUUGAGUCGGAACCGGAAUUGCUGUGUUUGAUCUUUGCCGGGAAGAUCAUGAAGGAUGGAGACACACUGAAGGGGCACAAUAUUAAGGAUGGCCUCACGGUGCAUUUGGUAAUUAAAACGCCUCCUCGCACGGAGGGUGAGCAACAAGCACCACGAAGGCCACCAGCUGAUGUCAAUGCUACGCCAUUUGGGAUGAAUCAGCUGGGAGGAUUCAGUGGAAUGGAGGCUCUUGGGGUGGGACAAGGCACCUUUAUGGAUCUUCAGGCGCGCAUGCAGAAUGAAAUAAUGACUAAUCCCGAGUUGAUGCGCAAUGUCCUGGAUAAUCCGUUGGUCCAGCAGCUGAUGAAUAAUCCUGAUACCAUGCGCCAGCUCAUCACGUCCAAUCCGCAAAUGCAGGACCUCAUGCAGCGUAAUCCGGAGAUUUCGCACAUGCUAAACAAUCCGGAGCUACUGAGGCAAACCAUGGAACUGGCGCGUAAUCCGUCGAUGCUGCAGGAACUAAUGAGAACGCACGAUCGUGCCAUUUCAAAUCUUGAGAGUGUACCCGGAGGUUACAGUGCCCUCCAACGAAUCUAUCGGGACAUCCAGGAGCCUAUGCUAAAUGCCACCACGGAGCAAUUUGCUCGGAAUCCAUUUGCGGGCCUGGUGAAUAAUUCUUCUGGCAACAAUCCGCAGCAGGGUACGGAAAAUCGUGAACCACUACCAAAUCCCUGGGGAGGAAGUGGCGGAGGUGGAUCCAAUAGCAAUUCAGGAGGGGGUAACACUGCCUCGCCGGGAAUCCUCAAUUCACCGGCCAUGCAAAGUUUGCUACAGCAGAUGAGUGAGAAUCCGGAGUUGAUGCAGAAUAUGUUGAAUGCGCCAUACACAAGAGACAUUAUGAGGGCAAUGUCGGCUGAUCCCAACUUGGCAGCUAAUAUGAUCAACCAGAGUCCGCUGCUGGCCAAUAAUCCCCAACUGCAGGAGCAAAUGAGACAGAUGAUGCCGAACUUUUUGCAGCGUAUGCAAGAUCCGGAAGUGCAGAAUAUGAUGACAAAUCCGCAGGCUCUCAAUGCAAUCCUGCAAAUUCAGCAGGGCAUGGAGCAACUACGUGCUGCAGCUCCGGGUCUCGUGGGUACCCUGGGGAUUCCACCACCGCCUCCAGGUGGCGUUACAGAUACCACAACAACGCCCAAUUCGACCCCUACAACGGGCGUCAUUCCGCCUAGUCCCACAGCGGCUCACAAUCCGCAACUAUUCAGCGAAUUCAUGGCCAGGAUGCUCAAUGGAAUGGCGUCGGGCGCGAAUCCAAAUCAACCGCCUGAAGAGAGGUAUUCUUCCCAACUGGAACAGCUAACGGCCAUGGGUUUUGUCAACAGAGAGGCCAAUCUCCAAGCACUUAUUGCAACAUUUGGAGAUAUCAAUGCGGCAGUUGAACGACUACUGGCUCUUGGGCAAUUGUCACUGAGCUAACGCGUCACAAUGACAACGCAGGAAGGCUAAAAGGAAAUUUGAAUAUCUGAGAAAAAGAGGAAAAAGGAAAAAAAGAGAAACCAAAAUUGAAUAAUAAAAAAAAAACUGAUCAGCAAGAAAAUCCAAUUGAGAAAAGCAAAACACCAAUAUUUGUCCUAAUUGAACAUUAUUCCGUACAAUCGUGUGUUUUUUUACAUUUGUUUUUUUCCUCAUUUAUUCCUCAAACUAGUUGGGUAUUUGUAUAAAAACAAACAAAAAUAUCAAGCAAAAAAAAACCCAAAAAUGCAUUCUGUUUUUAUGUGCACCAUCUCAUAAUUCUGCGUGACUUUGCUAUUAUUAAAAAAAGAAAAAAAGCAAAAAUAAUCUGUAGCUGUAUUUGUCAGUUUAUUGAAUCAAAAAGAAAAUCUAUUUGUCUGCUUUAUUUAGUGCGUUCUGUCGGGAGGAUAAUUAAAAUCCCCCGAAACUGCAAGAGAAACAUCCUCACACCAAAAUUACCAAGCAAAUUUUUUGUGAGUCAUGUGGGUUGAUUUAAUGGGUUUUAAUAUGCGAAAAAUUAAAAUGUUGUAAUAGAAGAAAAGAAAAACAAAGAAAAAUGGUAAUUUCAUACGUUUUAGUUGAUUAACAGAGAGAAAAUAUAUAUGUAUGGAUACAAAUAUUAUAACACGAAAGAUAAAAUAUCAGCAAGUAAAUGUUAGUUGAAGUAAAUGAUUCUUGGUACUGCGUGUGAGAUAGAAAAGAUUUAAAAAAAGGAAAUAUUGGUAUGAAGGGAAAAUCAUAGAGAUGAAAAAUUACACAAUAUGAUUAUGUUAUCAUUCCAAGAGACAAAGAAUGAGAAAAUAUAAUCCACAUGAGAUAUUGCAAAAA